AUGGCGGCUUCUGUGUGUCAAUGGUAUAAAUUGUGUAAACGUUCCUCGGCUGAAACAAGAGUGUGUUAAUGAAGACUUCACUGUGAAAACAUGGGUUUAGUGAGGCACGUGGUGUGCGCCAUGUCCGGCGGCGUCGACAGCUCGGUCACUGCUUUGCUACUGAAGAGAAGAGGCUUCAGUGUGACAGGGGUUUAUAUGAAGAACUGGGACCCUGUGGAUGAGAGUGGAGUGUGCAGCACAGAGAAGGACUGUGAGGACGCCUACAGGGUGUGUCACACUCUGGACAUCCCCUUCCACCAGGUGUCCUAUGUCAAAGAGUACUGGCAUGAAGUUUUCAGUUAUCUGCUGAAAGAGUAUGAGAAGGGCAGGACACCAAACCCAGACAUAAUUUGCAACAAGAAAAUCAAAUUCAACCAUUUCCACAAGUAUGCCAUUAACACUCUGGGUGCGGAUGCCAUGGCAACAGGCCACUAUGCCAGAACGUCACAGGAAGAUGAAGACGUCUUCCAGCAGACACACAUAGCUCCGUCCACCACGCUCUUCAGAGAUCGAUUUGAGAUCAGAAAUCCGGCGAGGUUGUACAAGGGAGCAGAUCUCCUCAAAGACCAAACCUUCUUCCUCAGUCAGAUCUCCCAGGAUGCCUUGCGACAAACCAUGUUCCCGCUCGCUGGACUCACCAAGGAGUUUGUUAAAAAGAUUGCUGCUGAAGCAGGGUUUCACCACGUUCUGAAGAAGAAAGAGAGCAUGGGCAUUUGCUUCAUCGGUGAGAGAAACUUUGAAAACUUUAUUUUGGAGUAUCUAGAGCCGAAACCAGGGAACUUUGUCUCCAUUGAAGAUGGGAAAGUAUUGGGAGCACACAAAGGCUGGUUCACUCUGACGCUGGGCCAGAGGGCGAGGAUAGGGGGGCAGAGAGACGCUAUGUUCGUGGUGGAUAAAGACAUUACAACAGGAGACGUGUUUGUGGCUCCGACGACAAAUCACCCAGCUCUUUUCCGUGACACUGUGCGGACGGACCGCUUCCACUGGCUCACAGUGGACCCGCCCCCUGAACUUGUCAAGACCCAGAUGAUGGAUUGUCACUUCCGCUUCAUCCACCAGAUGCCGCUCGUUCCCUGCACGGUGACCCUGAACAUGAACGGCUCUGUCUGGAUCUCACUCUCCCAGCCAAUCAGAGCUCUGACUACUGGACAGUUUGCUGUGCUCUACAAAGGGGACGAGUGUCUGGGCAGUGGGAAGAUCACCCAGCUGGGACCCAGUGAAUACACACUCCAGCAGGGCCGAGAAAGACUGAUGGCAGUGGCGCGGCAAAGGGAGGAGCCGACACCUGAACCGCCCAGCUGAGAAGACCUCAUAGGUCCAGAUGCGGUCUGUCCGACACAUUAGGUAGAGCAACACUGUUCAUGAAAACAGGCCUUAAAUGUCCCCCUGGUGGUCAAACCUAGGUGGCUGUGAACAGUUGAUUGGGUUGUGUAAUGCUCAACUCUGACAUCUCAGCAGUGUUGAAGACACAGGGACAAAGUAGUUGAUUUCUGUAUCUGCUCACUGCUCAGAUAUAUCAUCCACAUUCAAGGUGGGUUCUUUUUAAACUUGGGCUAAAAUAAGAUGUGUUUUUAAUAGGGCUGGGCAACGAUUAAAAGUUUUAAUCGCGAUUAAUCGCAUGAUGUCCCUGAUUAAUCACGAUUAAUCGCAUUUGUAUACGCAAAAUCCAAUAAUGAAUUAAAAAGUAGUGUAUAGCGCAAUUUUAUUUUCAAUGUUCUGCCAUAUGAAUGAAAGUGCCAUAACAUUUGUUGUGCAAACACUUUUAACAUCAGCAUUUAAUACAGUAGCAGUUAAAUAAAAUAUUCAGUGUAAAUCUCAACUUAACAAUGUUAUCAAAGCAAAUACAAAGUUAAAGCUCAAUGCCACUGCCAGGGCAUUAAUGUUAUCCUCUUCGUUAUGAAAAAUGUAUACUCCUCCCUGCGUCUAACGUAGUCUGCCGAAGCCUCGCUCCACUUGCUGUUUCGUUGAAUGAUUUGCUGAUAUCAACUGUGUGUUUUGCAUUCAGGUGAUAUUUUAGACUGGAAGUACUCCGGUGAUAAGAAAAUUCACCUUGGCAGUGGCUACAAAUAACUUUGGUUCUGUCGACUCCGCCGUCUGGAAGGACUUUAAAAUGAAAAUGGCCAUGUAAAAGCUCUGUAGCCUUAUCCAUGGUUGUUUAUCCGCCAAUUAUUUUCUUUUUUCCGGUUCCGCAGCAGUCAGCAACAGACUUUCACAAAAUAAAAGCCUGACUUUCACAAUAAAACAAUAAAUAAUCCAACCUGAGUUAAUGCGAGAUAAAAUAAUUAGUUGAGUUAAAUAAGUGAUGAGUUAACUCGUAAUUAACUAGUUAACUUGCCCAGCCCUAGUUUUUAAAAAAGAAAUCACCCCAAAAAGAAUAGAAAUCUAAAUGACGCUCACCUUUUUAAAGAAUUUGUCAUAUUUUAUUUUUGUUGUUGACUGAAAACCGUCCACAAACUCAAGCUGCUAUUUGGAGCUUUGUUUUUAGCUCCUCGUGAUUCUGGUGGGAUGAGCCGUCAGCCAACAAGGCGACAUGUAGAUUUACAGAUGUUGUACAUGACGAUGACACAGUCUGGUGGAAUCAGACUAAUCUGUAAGUUAAAACAACUGUAAUAUUUUUGUUUAUGUGAAAUCAGAUUCAAACCUCCCUCUCUUCUUUUCUCACUGUCACUCAUGUUCAUUCUGCCUCUGAGCCGACUGCAAACCUCCACAGUAUUUUGUAAAAUAUGUGUCAUGACACUUAAAGCUGCAUCCAGACAUAUUAUCUGAUGUUGACAGCGGUGAUCGGUAGUAAUCGGUGACUCUGCGUAGUUCUUUGAUUCAUUCCCACAAAAUGAAAAAGUUUUUCUUUUUGUUUCAACUUCGAUUAAGGAAUUCACUUCUUAAGCACUAAAGUUAAAACAAUGUUCUGCGAAGUGUCUUUGCCCUUUUUUGUGUUGUCUCAUCGAUGUGAAAUUCUGUAAAAAGCCAAUUGAUGGUGUAUAUAGCGUAAAUACUUUCCUCAAAACAUGACAAAUUAAAUUAUGUCAGGCGAAUAGGAUACCAAAAAAACUAAAUAUGUCUGCCACAGUUAGAGAGUGUUUUAAAUUUUGUUGAGUUAUUACUCAACUGUUUUAUAAUUCAUAUUGAUUCCCUGCUAAAAAGAAUUCUAGUGCCUUUUCAGUUACUGUUAUGCUAUGUUGCUGUCAAUCGGCGUAACUGUAAAUAAGUGAAUAAACCGAAUAAGUUUG
Molecule: messenger RNA, 3266 nt
Organism: Limanda limanda (common dab)
Lineage: Eukaryota; Metazoa; Chordata; Actinopteri; Pleuronectiformes; Pleuronectidae
Gene: trmu
Product: tRNA 5-methylaminomethyl-2-thiouridylate methyltransferase
Exons: 11
Coding region: 91-1341 (416 amino acids)
Biological process (GO): tRNA wobble position uridine thiolation
Cellular component (GO): mitochondrion
Molecular function (GO): sulfurtransferase activity
Source: RefSeq, a predicted model, not a curated record